This is a messenger RNA of Apodemus sylvaticus (European woodmouse), 2295 nucleotides long. RefSeq names its product centromere-associated protein E-like. The coding region runs from base 1 to 2265 and encodes 754 amino acids. Lineage: Eukaryota; Metazoa; Chordata; Mammalia; Rodentia; Muridae. Gene Ontology annotation, cellular component: microtubule. The record is from RefSeq and is a predicted model, not a curated record. Gene Ontology annotation, molecular function: microtubule binding; plus-end-directed microtubule motor activity; ATP binding. The transcript is spliced from 19 exons. Gene Ontology annotation, biological process: microtubule-based movement; mitotic cell cycle.
AUGGCGGCGGAGUGCGCCGGCCCGGGAAAAGAACAUGGAGAAACCAUCCACGCUCUCUGGAAAACAGAUAACAAUAUUAUUUAUCAGAGUGAUGGGAGUAAAUCAUUCAAAUUUGAUCGUGUCUUUCAUAGUGAAGAAACCACUAAAAAUGUGUAUGAAGAAAUCGCAGGGCCAAUCAUCAGCUCUGCCAUACAAGGCUACAAUGGUACUAUAAUUGCCUAUGGGCAAACUGCAUCAGGAAAAACACAUACCAUGAUGGGGUCUAAAGAUUGUUUGGGAAUUAUACCCAGUGCAAUUGAAGACAUUUUCAAAAGGCUUGAGAAAAUUUGUGAGAGAGAAUUUCUCCUACGGAUUUCUUACAUGGAAAUAUAUAAUGAAACCAUUAUAGAUUUACUAUGUGAUGAUCAAAAAAUAAAACAUUUGAAAAUUCGGGAAGACAGCAAUAGGAACGUCUAUGUUCCUGAUCUCACCGAAGAAGUGGUUUAUUCUGGAGAAAUGGCUUUAAAAUUCCUCGCCAAAGGAGAAAAGAAGAGACAUUAUAGAAGAACCAAUAUGAAUCAAAAGAGCAGUCGAUCACAUACCAUUUUUAGGAUGAUUUUGGAACUCGGGGAAAUAGAUGAGUCUUCCAAUACUGAUGGCACUAUCAAGGUGGCUCAUCUGAAUUUUGUGGACCUUGCAAGCAGUGAAAAAACUCCUCAAACAACUGAUGGUGUGCAAUUGAAGGAGAACUCUUUUAUAAGUCAGAACUUGUUUAUUUUGAGACUAGUGAUUAAGAAACUUGGUGAUGGACAAGCUGGUGGGUUUAUAAACUAUCGAGACAGCAAGCUUACCAGAAUUCUUCAGAUCUCCUUGGGGGGAAACGUGAAGACACGCAUAAUUUGCACAAUUUCCCCAGGGUCAUUUGAGGAAACGCUGACCACGCUUCAGUUUGCCACUAUGGCUAAGCUUAUGAAGAAUACUCCGCAUAUUAAUGAAAUAUCAAAUGAUGAUGUUUUCUUGAAAAGAUACAGAAGAGAAAUAGUGGAUAUUAGAAAACACUCAAAGGAGGGUACUGAAGACCAAGAAGAGUUAAGAAUUCUUAGAGAUGAACUUAAAAGGCAACAAAAGAUAGCUGCACAGAAAAAGGGUCAUGCCAAGGAGAAGAGAGAAGAGCUCUCCAGGGUGGAGAUACUGGCAGAAAUGGCAGAGAAACUAUACGACGUGCUCCAGAAACUCCAAGAGGGACAACAGCAACGUCUUAGUACACAAGAAGAUUUGAGUAAUAUGCAGGUAAAGGUGACUGAAGUAAAGAGCUUAAGGAAUGAAUUCAGGAGCCAAGGACUGGAAUUGGAGCAUGCGGAAACUAAGAGACUGGUGAUAGCUCAGAAAUUUAAUGAAAAUUAUGAGGAGAUAAAAUCUAUAACCAAAGAAAGAAAUGAUCUGAAAGAAUUACUGGAAACAAAGAUAAAGCAACUUAAAGAACAUACAAGGCAAAUCGAAGCUACAGGCCUACAAACAAAAGAAGUAAUAAACAUUGUCGAUGCAAAUCUAAAAGAGUACGAUGAAAUCAUCAAAGGUCUAAGAAGAAGCAAUUCUGAAAAGGAAGCUCAAGCAGCGACCUCCCAGGACACAGCACAAUCUGACCCUGAAUUACAGGCAGAGCAUAUAGAAACUGAAGAAGAACUUAACCUUGAAGAAGCUUACCGUCGCCUGAAAAAGCAAAGAAACAAAAUGAAUGCUCUAAAAAUGAGCCUCUCCCAGAAGGAAGCUGAGCAGUCCAGUAUGUGGGAACAAUUGCAGUUGACCACAGAUGAAGAAGAGAGAAUGGUUCAAGAACUCUGUGAGAAACAGGAACAACGUAAUCUAAAAGGAACUAGUGAGGCUCAAGGGAGGAAGGAUGAACUAGAGCAAGCAAGGGCGCUUCUUCUUGCCAUGGACAUAGCCCAGCAGAUUGUGGAGAGUGACAGGCUCCGCUUGAGUAAACCACUUGAAGAAAGUCAAGAGGAAAAGAAACCUCUAAUUAAGAAAAGAGAAGAGCUGAGAAGCACAAAAGAGGCCCUUCAUAUAGAAAGUGAGCAGCAGGAGAGCAUCAAGGAACUGGGCACUAAGGUUCAAGAACUUAAGACAAGUGAGCUUCAACUUCUUAUGUUAAAAGAAGAUGCAGGUGAAACCCAGGAGCAGCUCAAGGAGCAGGGAGAUGGAGAUAGAGAAUUUAAACCUUGCUCACAAGACUCCUCAGAACCUCUCAAAGAAGAAAGUGAUGACCUAUCACGAAUAAAGAAAUAACUGCUUGAAGACAGCCUAAGGGAAAAUGGG